Molecule: messenger RNA, 368 nt
Organism: Symbiodinium natans
Lineage: Eukaryota; Dinophyceae; Suessiales; Symbiodiniaceae
Source: the annotation of a GenBank genome assembly
GAACGCUUCCUCGACCUGAGCAUUCUCCGCAGCCUCCGGAAAUUUGCCCGGGCAAGCGCCUUCCGCCGUGCUUUGCUCUCGACGGUGGCGCUGUCGCUGAGCAACGAGGAUCGAAAUUUGCUCCACGAGCAGUUCCUGGCGAUGGAUCGCGAGAAGCGAGGCACCAUCACGCUGCUGGAGAUGAAGGCCGUCUUGGAGGAACACUUUCAUGUGGACUCCGCAGAAGCCGAGGCCCUGUUUAGCUCCCUGGACACGGACAACGACGACGAAAUUGAGUACAGCGAGUUCCUUGCCGCGGCGCUCAUCGGCCGCGUGCGCGUGCACGAGGACCUCCUCCGCAAAACCUUCGGCCGCUUUGACAAGACGGA